AUGUUGUUGGCGACGAAGCCGCGCGAGAAGUGCUGCCAUUCCAUCACAACGAUCGAUGUACUCGACGUCAGACUACGGCCUGGUGAAAAGGUCACACUUUGGAGGCCUCUUCAAUCGCUAGGGGCGUCGACCCAGGACUCCAUCGACAACGACGGCAACCACGGCUCCGGAGAAAUCCAGAUAGCUGUCACGUACAACACGGAUGACUGCGUAGCUCAAGGGUGA
Molecule: messenger RNA, 225 nt
Organism: Ectocarpus sp. CCAP 1310/34
Lineage: Eukaryota; Phaeophyceae; Ectocarpales; Ectocarpaceae
Source: the annotation of a GenBank genome assembly